This is a messenger RNA of Thalassophryne amazonica, 2539 nucleotides long. It is a transcript of the gene mboat1, whose product is annotated as membrane bound O-acyltransferase domain containing 1. The record is from RefSeq and is a predicted model, not a curated record. Gene Ontology annotation, molecular function: acyltransferase activity. The transcript is spliced from 13 exons. Gene Ontology annotation, cellular component: membrane. Bases 180 to 1682 code for a protein of 500 amino acids. Lineage: Eukaryota; Metazoa; Chordata; Actinopteri; Batrachoidiformes; Batrachoididae. Gene Ontology annotation, biological process: lipid modification.
GAGGGGAGGUGGGUCGCCGUCGUCUCAGUUCGUGACAGUGACACGGUGUCUCAGACGGACUGGUUUGACCUGUCACGGAGACUGUGGGGAAUAACCAUGUCUUUCACUCACACAAAUUAGCAGCGAGUUGUCUUAAAAGGAGGAGAAACGUCUGAGAAGUUCUUCACCAAGUCCGCAGGAUGGUCGAGCGCCCGUUUAAAACCACCGGGUCCGUGUGGCUGCAGCCCGUCAGCGCGUCGGUCGGACUUCCUCUCGACCAGGUAAAUUUUUUGGCGUGCCAGCUGUUUUCCCUGAUUGCCGCCUUCUGGUUUCGUCUCUACCUCAGUCCUAAACAUGCCAGUCCCCUGGUCAGGCACACGGUGGUGACUCUGCUCGGCAUCGCCUUCCUCAUCUUCUGCUUUGGCUGGUACUCUGUUCACGUCCUUAUUACGGUUUUUAUAAACUACAUCAUCACCCUCAAGGCUGACAUCAGCAAUGUGCACAAAUAUUCGAUGGUGAUGGCUAUGGGCUAUCUGACGGCGUGCCAAGUGAACCGAGUCUUCAUCUUUAACUACGGAAUCCUGUCCACUGAUUUUUCUGGACCUCUAAUGAUCGUAACCCAGAAGAUCACCACUCUGGCUUUCCAGCUCCAUGAUGGGAUGUUUAAAAAGGCUGAACAGCUGAACCCAGAACAGACGCUCCUGGCUAUACAUGAGAAGCCUUCUCUCAUCCAGUACCUCAGCUACAAUCUGAACUUCAUGAGCGUCCUGGUGGGACCAUGCAGUAACUAUAAGGAUUACUUAGACUUCAUAGAGGGCCGGCAUGUCCGCCAGAGGCUCCGCUACCACCCGCCAACAUGUAAUGGACAGAACGGCUACGAUAUGCUACCCGAACCAUCGCCUCUGAGUGCCGUCUGUCGAAAGCUGAUGGUCUGCGCCGGAUGUCUGCUGUUCUUCCUCGUGGUGACCCGGUCGUUGCCAAUAAUGUACAAUGUUGACCCGCAUUUUGUCAGCCACGCCUCCUUCCUCUCCAGACUAACCUAUGCUUUCGUCUCCAUACAAGCGGCGAGACCCAAAUUCUAUUUUGCCUGGACUCUAGCUGAUGCCAUCAACAACGCUGCAGGUUACGGGUUCAUGGGGAUGGACGCAAACGGAAAGCCAUCCUGGGACCUAAACACCAACCUUAAUAUCCUGGGAAUUGAGACAGCAACGAGCUUCAAGACUUUCAUAGACAACUGGAAUAUCCGGACGGGUAUUUGGCUCAAAACCGUGUGUUAUGACCGGGCUCCCCGGCACCGGUUGGCUUUAACCUUUAUCCUCUCCGCCAUGUGGCACGGCGUUUAUCCGGGGUAUUACUUCACCUUCAUCACCGCCAUCCCCAUCACCAUGGCAGCGCGAGCCGUGCGUAAGUCUGUCCGCCAUUACUUCCUGCACUCCAGAGGUUUGAAGCUGUUUUAUGACAUCGUGACUUGGGCAGCGACCCACCUGGCCAUCAGCUACACAGUCAUGCCUUUCCUGCUGCUGGCAGUGGAACCCACAAUUCUUUUUUACAGGUCGAUGUACUUUCACGUGCACAUCCUCAGCAUUCUGGCUGUGCUUGUCCUCCUGCUUAUCCUCCAUAGAAAGCACAAACCCAGGGAAGCGUCUUCCUCCUCUACCCAGUGUCCACAGGUCCACACCAACAACAACCACAAACAAGACUGAAAAACCCGCCGCUUCACACCUCUCAGCCUGCGGGGAGUGUCCCUCAAGGCCAAAGACUAAAAUGGGAAAACAUUAUUUAUUUUCUGAGGUGAAACAUUGACGACGGUAUGACGUGUGGCAGGAUCCUGGUUGGUGACAUCAUCUCCCACACUGUGAGACUCAAUCUUUCUUUAAGCUGCCGCUCCGUUAACAAUGCAGCAGUGUGUGAAGAGACUCUGCUUUGUCCAGCUAACACCAGGAGAUGCCAAACUCAACAAACACACACACACUCUUACAAAUAUCAGGCACAGAAAAGCAGCCUGUAGGUGUCCACUGUGACCGAGUGCGCCCGGGAGACGCACAGCGUGCGUGCACCCACAGGACGUUUUUAUUUCUGUCUGUAUGUGACUGCUGAGGCUCUGCAACCAUGCCACGGGUGAAAAAUCACAAAGGCUGUCGAUGAUUCUCCUAAUGUGCAGUUUUCACAGUAUGCAGUGACACAAAUAUAAAGGCAGCUCCUUCAUUCUUGAUUAAUUUUGCACAACAUGUCCGCCACACUAUGUCCUUGUUUGUACUGAAGGAUCGUGUGCUUUGGCCUUAAACGGUGAACUUACAAAAUCUAAUUUGAUUAAAUUGCAGAAGGUUGAAAUGUUUUUGUAAUCAGUAAAGUAGAAAUAUAGUUGUGGUGACGCGUUCAGGUCCACAGUGAGUGUAGCCACACGGUGACUGAGCUGGGAAGAUGAACACGGAAGAAAAAGUAAUAAUCCAUCAUGAAUUAAUUUUGUGGAGAGUACAAUUAAAUAUUGACUGAUUUCACCAAAUGAAGAAAAAUGACUAAUUUCACUGCACUGUGGCCCGUGGACGCCUCACCGGGAAAC